AUGCCUCCCAAGAAGAAUGCUCGCGCGGCCAAGGCCGCUCAGACUCAGGAUGAGUCUGAUAAUGAGAGUAUGUCCCGAGAUUUCUUUUACUCCCCUAACCUCUUUAUUCCCAAGUCUGUUCAUCCGAGCGGCCAUCGCUUCUGGCGGAAGCUUCAACAUUCUCACUACCUGGCGACAGGUCUCAACCCUUCGCAGCUCCCUGUGAAGGUCACUCGUUCCACGUCGAAGGCUACCUCUUCAGCCUCAAAGAAGCGGACCGCCGACCUUCUCGUCAGCCCUUCGAAGAGAUCUCACAAGGGAUCGGUUGAUCACUCGGAGCGUGAUAUCUCGCAUAUGUUCACUCCGGAAGCACGUGAGGAUCUGCUCAAAGAUGCUCGACUUCGAGCAAUCAUGCAAGUCCAAUUUGGUAAGUUUAACCUCGCUGCGCCACCUGUGCCGACGGGGAUACUUGCGACAACAUUUUCUUAA
Molecule: messenger RNA, 468 nt
Organism: Clonostachys byssicola
Lineage: Eukaryota; Fungi; Ascomycota; Sordariomycetes; Hypocreales; Bionectriaceae
Source: the annotation of a GenBank genome assembly